Prunus persica (peach) is the source of this 1325-nucleotide messenger RNA. RefSeq names its product beta-carotene isomerase D27, chloroplastic. Bases 138 to 956 code for a protein of 272 amino acids. The transcript has 7 exons. Gene Ontology annotation, molecular function: iron ion binding. Lineage: Eukaryota; Viridiplantae; Streptophyta; Magnoliopsida; Rosales; Rosaceae. The record is from RefSeq and is a predicted model, not a curated record.
UACAGGAUAUCUGAUAUGGGCUUUCCUUAAAAUGCUCACCAUGCACUCCUUGUUCUCAUUCAUUACCAUCUCCAUCUCUCUCUCUCUCUCCACAAGAAUAACUGUAUAGUUCUUCUCUCCUUCUAUCUCUGCCAAACAUGGAAGCAUCACAUUUUUUACAAAGCAGAAGGAGCUUUGCUGCAACUCUGGCUCACUCAAGGCAUGCACAUGAACACAAUAAGCUAAGACACUGUUCGAUUGCUGCAGUGCUAACGCGGCCGGCGGAAAAUAUAAACAUAGCAACAGGCAAAAGCAGAACUAUAAUAAUACCAGCAGAUGUAGUAACUGGUGCAGAAGAAAAGAGCAGAGUCUAUAAUGAUAACUGGUUUGAUCGGAUGGCCAUUAAUCAUCUGUCUCAGAAUGUUCAAGCUGCAACAGGGUUGAAGAACAACAAGAGUGGCUUCGAAAGCUUGGCAGAGGCAGCUACAGCUGCAUCAAGAAAAUUUAAUCCAGCAAAACAGAGAGAACUAGUUAUUCAAGCUCUAGAUAGUGCCUUCCCAAAGCCUAUAUUUUCCCUGCUUAGAGCAAUACUUCCACAAUCGAAAUUUGCAAGGGAAUACUUUGCUAUCUUCACCACCAUCUUCUUUGCCUGGUUGGUAGGGCCCUGUGAGGUAAGGGAAUCGGAGCUCGAUGGAAGAAAAGAGAAAAAUGUAGUGUAUAUAAAGAAAUGCAGGUUUUUGGAGGAAACCAAUUGUGUGGGGAUGUGCAUUAAUAUGUGUAAGAUGCCAUCUCAAAGCUUUAUCAAAUCUUCCCUUGGAACUCCAGUCAACAUGGUCCCAAAUUUUGAUGAUAUGAGCUGUGAGAUGAUAUUUGGUCAGGACCCUCCAGAGCUAUCCAAUGAUCCAGCACUCAAGCAACCGUGCUUCAAACUAUGCAAAGUAAACCAGAGGCACAACACUAAUGACUGCUCCAAAUAACACUACGGGAUGCUUACCAAGGGGGAAAUAGGUGAUUUUGGAUGAAGUAUGCAAAAACUCAAGCUGCUAUAGAAUGUCAAAGAAAUGUCAUCACAACAAAGCUCAAUGCUCAAUAUGUGGUUCUUGGACUUGAAAGUUUGUUAUACAAAUUUGGACAACAGAUGAAACUUGCAGCUCCAACAAGCAACUGAAAGAUUAUGGUGUGUCAACUCAAGGAACUUGUUGAUCCUAGUUGAAACAAAUUUGUUUUGAAAAUAUGGUUCAUGAGGCAUGAGAGAAAAAAGAAUAAUAAUAAUAAUAAUAAUAAUGAUGAUGUACAUAUGACAAUUGACAAGGCAUUAUAAUUCAAAUCUUCCUUUUUUUCCCUAA